CUGUGCUUCUGACGUUUCUUUGCAGUAAAAGUGGGGGAGAUCAAGUCCACGGACAUUUCCCUGUUGGCAUCGGUUUUUAUGCACUGUAUCAAAGUAGUGUGUAAAAUGUUUAUAAUUAAUUCAAUAAAUUAAAAGUGAAUACGUAUAUCUUGAAGUACUUAACACAUCACAAUGGCUAGUUCAUUGGAUCCCAAUGUGGAAAGUAUUAAACAGCUGACAACUCAAUUGAACAUUGCUAGGAAUGAAAUAAACAACUUGAGACAGCAAAUUAAAGUACUUACACAUGUCAAUCGAAAGGAUUAUGAAGCAGUGCAGCAAAAGUUACAAGAUUGGAAAUGUUCUGCUUGUUCAAAUGAGCAAAACACCAAUGGGCCACUGCUACAAUCAACAAGUUCUGAUUUACCACUGAAUUAUAUUGGGAAGAUACAUACACAGUUUCCUGAAAAGCGGGCAACACCGCGUCAGACUGGAAUUUGCACACAACUGCAAGCAAAACUUACACUGAACAAUUCAGUGUUAACCAACCCAGAACAUGCUUUACAAGGAUUGGAGGAAUUUUCUCAUAUGUGGGUAAUAUUUCAUUUUCAUCAAAAUGAAUCCACUCAUGUGAGAGCGAAGGUGGCACCACCUAGAUUAAAUGGAAGAAGAACAGGGGUAUUUGCUACAAGAUCACCACACAGACCUUGUCCUAUUGGAUUGUCAUUAGUUAAAAUUGAUAGAAUUGUAGAUAAUGCAAUUUACUUUUCUGGAGUUGACAUGAUAGACCAAACACCAGUGUUAGAUAUAAAGCCAUAUAUUCCACAAUAUGACAGCCCAUCAAUGAAUGCACAAGCACAAGUGGUUUUAGAUAAUUCUGGUCUGUCUGAUUACUUGCUUGAUGAUGAGACAAGUGCGUCAGAUAUUAGUGAGGGCAUUGAUAACUUAAAUGUGCGCAUCAUGGAUGGAGAGGAAUUUGGCAAUGAUUCAACUUUGUUGCAAGAACGUGCAACUACACACACUGAUUUGGAAGCAAUGCAUGGUAGAGCAUCACGCAUUGGUGAAAGAGAAGCUCCUGAUGGAGAGGAGAACGAAGAGGCUCAACGACCGAUUACCACAAGCCGGUCUUCCGAGAAUAUAGUUAGAAUUCCGACUUGGAUAGACGAUCAACACACUCAUCAAUUAGCUGUAUACUUUAAGGAUUCAGCAAUACAACAGCUUAUACAAUUUGGUGAGGCAGAAGCUGAUGAAAAAUUACAAACGAUUAAUACUGUUCUUAAAGAGGAUCCACGAUCGGUUUACUUAAGGCAUAGACUUGGCACGAAUUGUUAUGUAUUCCGCAUUGCGAUGCUUUAUGUGUUUUGUAAGUUUAAUGAUGUUGAGAGGUCUGUCACUGUUUUUAAGGUUUCCCAAAGUGCAGAAGAUGUUUAGCUACUUUAAUCUUAGUACUAUGAAAUGAAAUUUAUUUAUUACGAAAUGAAGCAGUGAAGGUGACUAUAUAGUAUAUCUAAUAAUACUGUGUUAGAUUAAACGAAUAUGAUUGAAA
Messenger RNA from Dalotia coriaria, 1522 nucleotides. Its product is annotated as tRNA (adenine(37)-N6)-methyltransferase-like. NCBI's taxonomy places the organism in Eukaryota, Metazoa, Arthropoda, Insecta, Coleoptera, Staphylinidae. The record is from RefSeq and is a predicted model, not a curated record. The transcript is spliced from 3 exons. The coding region runs from base 172 to 1407 and encodes 411 amino acids.